Staurois parvus is the source of this 550-nucleotide messenger RNA. The record is from the annotation of a GenBank genome assembly. NCBI's taxonomy places the organism in Eukaryota, Metazoa, Chordata, Amphibia, Anura, Ranidae.
CCAGCAGAGUUCAAAAUCUGAUGUUUGCGUUGACUCCUUGUAUAUAAGUAAUAAUUUUAUGCCUAUCAAAAAUAAAGUACAAUUUUCAUAGCAUUUUAAUAAUAUUUUUCAAUUUCCAAUGUGCCCUCUUACACCAGGUGUACAGUAUUUGUGCCCCCUUACAUCCGGUGUCCCCAUCAGAGUGCCCCCUUACAUCAGCUGUUCCCUUCAGAGUGCCCCCUUACAUCAGGUGUCCAAAAUUAGCAUGCCCCUACAUCAGGUGUCCUCAUCAGCGUGCCCCCUUACAUCAGGUGUCUUCAUCAGCGUGCCCCUUACAUCAGGUGUCCUCAUCAGAGCGCCCCCUUACAUCCGGUGUCCCCAUCAGAGUGCCCCCUUACAUCAGCUGUUCCCUUCAGAGUGCCCCCUUACAUCAGUGCCCCCUUACAUCAGGUGUCUUCAUCAGCGUGCCCCCUUACAUCAGGUAUCUUCAUCAGCCUGCCCCCUUACAUCAGGUGUGCUCAUCAGAGUGCCCCCUUACAUCAGGUGUCCUCAUCAGAGUGCCCCCUUACAU